AUGAUUAUUACUAAAUGUCAAAUAAAUGGGAAUGGAAUAUAUUUGAUACUUAUUUUAUGCCUAACAUUGGUAAGUACGGUUAAUACAUUAAAUGACAAACCGUUACUUUUACUUAUAUCUCUGGAUGGUUUCCGGUAUGAUUUACUAAAUGCUACUAUUGUACCAAAUAUUUGGAAAUUUGCUACCGAAGGUGUAUAUUUCAAAAAUGGUUGUCGUCCACAAUAUCUCACUUAUACGGCCCCAAAUCAUGCAACAAUAGCAACAGGCCUUUUUAUUGAAAAUCAUGGAAUUGUUGGCAAUUAUUUUCAUGAUCGGGCUACUGGUACGACGUUCGAUUUAUUCAAUUCAACACAAAAAAAGGGAGCGAUAAAGAACUCCUUAAUGGGACAUUUUUAUAACGGUGAGCCAAUAUGGCUUACCAAUGAGCGAGGUGGUUUUGGAAGACGUUCGGCUACUUUAUAUUGGCCUACAGGUAGUGGACAUUGGCCAUCUAUACCGCAUAAGCCUACAUUACACAAGCCAUGGAUGGAAUAUAAGAAUUUAUCACAAUGGAUGAAUGAUUUUGAUGAAAUUGUGGAAUUGUUCACGCGUAAAAAUGAUCCUUAUAAUUUUGUCGCCUGGUAUAUUGCUGAACCGGAUCAUUUCCUACAUUUUAAUGGAUUUAAAAAUGGUAAAAUUAAUGAAAUGAUGCGACAAUUGGAUCUGUUAGUGAAAUAUAUCAGUGAUAAACUAGAAAAUUAUUCAAAUCUUUCGAAACAAUUAAAUAUUAUUUUAACUGCUGAUCAUGGACAUGCUGAGGUAUAUUGA
Loa loa (African eye worm) is the source of this 807-nucleotide messenger RNA. RefSeq lists its product as hypothetical. Lineage: Eukaryota; Metazoa; Nematoda; Chromadorea; Rhabditida; Onchocercidae. The transcript is spliced from 5 exons. The record is from RefSeq and is a predicted model, not a curated record. Bases 1 to 807 code for a protein of 268 amino acids.